Messenger RNA from Penicillium digitatum Pd1, 2142 nucleotides. Lineage: Eukaryota; Fungi; Ascomycota; Eurotiomycetes; Eurotiales; Aspergillaceae. The record is from RefSeq and is a predicted model, not a curated record.
AUGGUACGAGGGGCGAAUGGCAAACCCCUAGACCCACCGGUCGCUCUCAACUAUACGCCACACCGACUGAAAUCAAUCCCCCAAACUGGCCCCUGCGAGACGAAUAUGAAUGGCCGACGCAUCGGAAACCUAUACCGGCGCGAGGGGGGCUCCGACUUGAACCUCCAGGGACCGUCUCUAUCACGCUUCCCAACAAACGGGACCACCGAUGAAACCCCUCCCCGACCAAGCGUUAAUUCGUCUGAAACCUGGCGCUCAAGCAUCGAACAAACAAGCGGGACAGAGCGCAGCAGUGUCCUGACCAAGAGCAGUUCGAUCACUGAUCUUUCACCGGAUACCCCCGACACGCCUUUUGGGAUGGACCGUGGGAUGAGUGUCGAAGAUGCGAUUUCUAUGUAUCUCGAUGGCUUCAGUGAUGCGACUGAAGAACCUAGCUCGCCGAAAUCCCACACAGGGAGCAAAGCGCCAUCAAUAACGCCUCCUCCAUCACGCGAUUCACACCUAGGUGAAGCAUACCCACUAGAAUUUCCGUCGCUGGGCGACAUUCCGCCGAUACCCCCGAUGCCAAAAUUUGCUACCUCGCGAGACACAAGGCCAGACUCUUUGUUUUUACCAAACUCGACGUUUUCCGAACACUCUCCCAUACCGCCCAUACUCCCAGAAUCCGCGCCCGAGCUCACCGCUUUGGAACCCACGUUGCUUGAAUAUCCAGAACCGGACCCGUCAGACCCUGUUGUGCCGGAUUCUCCCUACAAGGUCACGCCCUCCGCAUCGCCGGUAGCCGAGGCGCCCGAGGUGCAUCAUGCACACCAACGACAGGCCUCAAAAAAAGUGUUCAUUCCCGGAUUGGUGCCGCCGCUACUCCGCUCUGGAAACGGCCCUCGAGACGAUUACGGAUUUCGCAAAGCUACCCAACAUGUAAGCCUGGAUGAAUAUGAGACCUGGAAAGGAUCCUACUCCCACCAUGUGAUACAGCGGAGAUCCAAAUGGUGUGAACUACUGAGGGAGCACGGGCUACCCACAUCAGAGCCCACAAUCUUUCCCCCGCAGUCUUCGAAAGUCAAGCGGUUUGUGCGUAAAGGAAUUCCUCCAGAGUUCCGAGGUGCGGCUUGGUUCUAUUAUGCCGGCGGGUACGAGCUUUUGAACCAGAACCCGGGGCAGUAUGAUGAACUUGUUGCGAAAGCCAUGAGCUCACCAAGCAACGACGACAAAGAGCACAUCGAGCGUGAUCUUCACCGCACAUUCCCUGACAACCUCCAUUUCAAACCGGACGCCACCGAGCUAGCGCAAGAUCCCGGGGGCGGCAGCUUGAAUUAUUCCAAUGUCACCACGGAGACGCAGAUGAUUCAGUCCCUACGUCGAGUGCUCUAUGCUUAUGCGCUGCAUAACCCGAAAAUCGGAUAUACCCAGUCUCUGAAUUUCAUCACGGGAAUGCUUCUUCUUUUUCUUCCCGAGGAAAAAGCAUUCUGGAUGCUGCACAUCAUUGCCGCAGACUACCUGCCUGGCACGCAUGAAAUCAGUCUGGAGGGUGCCAACAUUGACCUCUGGAUUCUCAUGGUCCUGCUCAGGGACUCUAUGCCGGGUACAUAUUCCAAGAUCGCUGUUAUGGGAGGAACUCCGUCCGGACGGGGCAAAAUGCCUCCUUUAACCGUGAACUCUCGGCUGCCAGACAUCACCUUGGGAUUGACCAACUGGCUCAUGUCGUUAUUCAUCGGAAGUUUGCCCGUUGAAACCACUCUCCGAGUUUGGGAUGUUUUCUUCUACGAAGGCUCCAAGACCUUCUUCCGCGUGUCUUUGGCAAUCUUCAAAUCAUGCGAGAAGGACAUCCUUGCCGUAACAGACCCCAUGGAAGCAUUCCAGAUCGUCCAAAGCGUCCCCAAAAAGCUGUUGGAUGCCAACACGUUGUUGGAUGAAUGUUUCGUACGUCGGCAUCGCGUCGGACAAGGUCGUAUCGAAGAACUCCGAGCUCAACGCCGGGCAGCUAUCCGCGAAGAGAAAUUGCGACGAUCCGUGGCCUUUGGGAAAGGUCAACUUCAUUCUAAGACGGAUGAUUUCACCGACCGAAGCCCCACGGCAAUCCCGGGCGUCGAGCACCGGGUCGUUGGUUCCUGGCGUCACUUGAAACAACAUGCAUUUCGAUAA